Molecule: messenger RNA, 948 nt
Organism: Symbiodinium natans
Lineage: Eukaryota; Dinophyceae; Suessiales; Symbiodiniaceae
Source: the annotation of a GenBank genome assembly
AUGUCACUCAGAGGUCUUCGACUCAUCAACAUGCUCAAGAAGAAAGACAUCUUGCCGGAGUGGAAGGGGAAGCUGUGUCCUAGGUGUGGCGUGGGCAAAAUGGGACCAUUGAAGUACAACACGGCCAACAAGACCUGGACACACAGGUGCAACCACUACAAGUGCCACAAGAAUCUUCAGCCUCACGAUUUCCACCCGAUUUUCUAUAUGGGGGCAGGGAACUCACAUAGCCCUCUUCACGUCCAGGCAUCUAUCCUCUUGUGUGCUACAGCCGGUGUCAAGGAAGUCUCCACCCAUCUCAUCCUCGACACGUCAAAGAAGCCAGUAGAAACCAUUUACAAGAACCUUGAGACAGCUAGGAGCCGGUACGUGAAUGCAAAAGAGAAGGACAUCACGUAUGGAGAUUGGCAUGAUGUCGAAGUCGAUGAGGUGGAUGUGGGAAAAUUUGUGGACCCGUCCAUCCAAGAUGCGAAGAACACCACGUGGGAACAGUGGGGUGGAAUGGUAGAACGGGGAAAUCCUUCGUCCCUACGUCUCUUUCGGUUGAACCCGAAGAAAACAAAGCAAUCAGCCCCAGGGCCAGGUCCGAUCAGGAAGUGUGACUGGGUACCUGUGGCCAAGAAGUAUCUCAAGAACAUGAACGUGGUGCUUCAUUCGAAUGGUGCCCGCGCGUACACCAUGAAAUUCCCAGGAAUCAUCCACUGCAAUGUCGUGCACAAGAAAAAGAGGAAAAUCGCAGUGUGGGUCCGACCUCAUUUCACCAAGAACUACACGAUCACCAUACCGGGCAAGGGCAAGACGGUAGUGAAGAGUGGCACGCAAGUCAUCGACCGGUUUUGGGGAUUCUUGAGGAAGAUCAGAAGUGCUCAGUUUGAAUACUGGCACAGGCAUCAAAACAUGUGGGAGGUUACAGGAAAGAUGCUUCGCUUUCUACACGACAGUCGCUAA